Brassica rapa (field mustard) is the source of this 1486-nucleotide messenger RNA. RefSeq names its product dnaJ homolog subfamily B member 1. Gene Ontology annotation, molecular function: protein-folding chaperone binding. NCBI's taxonomy places the organism in Eukaryota, Viridiplantae, Streptophyta, Magnoliopsida, Brassicales, Brassicaceae. The record is from RefSeq and is a predicted model, not a curated record. Gene Ontology annotation, cellular component: cytosol.
CAUAUUCAUAAAUCACCAGCAAGUUAAAGAUAAGCCGACUGUAAAAAACGCCACGUGGCUCCAUUAAAAAGACAAUAUUUUCUCAUUCUCACCUCCGUCACAUGUUCUUCUUCUAACCUUACACGCACUCCACUCUUUGUUCUGUUCUUCUCAAACUCUCUCAACCUACACGAUCUCGAUUUGAUCUGUCUCUUUGACUUUUUCUUUCUUUCUUUCAGAUUACGAUCAAUGGGUGUUGAUUACUACAAUGUCCUGAAGGUGAGCAAAAACGCUAACGACGAUGAUCUCAAGAAGUCUUACCGGCGUCUCGCCAUGAAGUACCACCCCGACAAGAACCCCACGAGCAAGAAAGAGGCCGAGGCCAAGUUCAAGCAGAUCUCCGAAGCUUACGACGUCCUCAGCGAUCCUCGCAGACGUCAGAUCUACGAUCAGCACGGCGAAGAAGGGCUAAAGUCUUCAGAUUUGCCUUCCGCGGCGGAGACGGCGUCGUCGGCGGCGGCGGCGGCGAAGCAGAGGAGUUACUCGUCGCGUCGUGACGACUCCGAGUUUCGGUAUUAUCCGCGUGAUGCUGAAGAUAUCUUCGCGGAGUUCUUUGGAACGUCGAGGGAUAGCUUUGCCGGCGGUGGUACUAGCGGUGUCGGCGGCGGCGGGAGGAGGUUUAAAAGUGCUGAAGCAGGAGGUCAGGCGAAUAAGAAGACGUCGCCGGCGAACAAGAAGGCGGCGCCGGCGAAUAGGAAGGCGGCGGAUAUAGAGAGCGCGUUGCCUUGCACGUUGGAGGAGCUGUACAAAGGUGGGAAGAAGAAGAUGCGAAUCUCUCGCCUUGUUCCUGAUGAGUUCGGGAAGCCAAAGACGGUGCAAGAGAUCUUGAAGAUAGAUAUUAAACCAGGUUGGAAGAAAGGAACAAAGAUAACAUUCCCUGAGAAAGGCAACCAAGAGCCUGGUGUCACUCCUGCUGAUCUCACAUUCGUCGUAGACGAGAAGCCUCAUCCGGUUUACACAAGAGACGGUAACGAUCUGAUUUUUGAGAAGAAAGUCUCUUUGAUAGAUGCUUUAACCGGAGUCACCGUUAGCUUAACGACUCUUGACGGGAGGAAUUUGACUAUACCGGUUUUGGAUAUUGUUAAACCGGCUCAUGAGAUUGUAAUCCCAAACGAAGGAAUGCCAACUAAAGAGCCUUUGAAAAGAGGAGACUUAAGAGUCAGGUUUGAGGUCUUGUUCCCUUCGAGGCUUACAUCGGAGCAGAAGAGUGACCUCAAGAGAGUUCUUGGUGGAAGCUGAUGAGCUGAAUGUUUUAGUAAGCUCUUGAUCAUGUUUAACAACGGGUUCAGUGUACAUAUAUUUGAUCAUUCUCUUUUUCUUUUUUAACUUUGGUGUUAUGAGAGAAAUUCUGAAUAAAUGAGGUUGUUCCAUUGUGACUGUGAGUAUCAGACAUUUAAUAAUGGCUGUCACGGACAGAACAGAUCGUUUUUAAGUAGAACUUGGGCUA